This is a messenger RNA of Thermothelomyces thermophilus ATCC 42464, 2746 nucleotides long. Its product is annotated as glycoside hydrolase family 17 protein. Gene Ontology annotation, cellular component: cell surface; fungal-type cell wall; extracellular region. The coding region runs from base 243 to 2549 and encodes 768 amino acids. Gene Ontology annotation, biological process: cell wall organization. Lineage: Eukaryota; Fungi; Ascomycota; Sordariomycetes; Sordariales; Chaetomiaceae. The transcript has a single exon. The record is from RefSeq and is a predicted model, not a curated record. Gene Ontology annotation, molecular function: glucan endo-1,3-beta-D-glucosidase activity; 1,3-beta-glucanosyltransferase activity.
ACACUUGUUCCACCUCGGUCUGUUUCCAUUGAGCCCGCCAACAUACCCAAAAUUUCGGCUCGCUCCUGCGCUCUUGGGGUGAGCACGAGGGUCGAUUAACGUGCUGAUUCCUGGGCACAGGGUCUUGGAUCACCCCGGAAGGUGCUCGACAUUGCACGAAUUGCGAUUCGCGGUGGAGUCAAGGGGAAUUGGCGGGGGCCAAGACCGAGCCUAUGCUGCGCCCGUCUCAUCAACCGUGAGCAAUGGCGCAGCCACGAUACUAUUCAGACGACGAGAUGGCCGCGAGCCAACCUCUUGGCGGGCCGGGCCCGACUCCUCCGCGCCAUCGCCAGUUUCAACAAUCGUACUACGAGUACUACCAAGACGCGCACGACCGCCCGCCGUCGCAGUACCAGCCCAGGCCACAAGCAGAUCCGUCCUUCGACAGGCUUCGCUCCCAGAGACGCUACAACCAAGAAGCCGCAAACGGCGGGCGAGGAGGGACAGGCCAAUACGCCGCGGCCGGCACAACACUACCGAGCGAAUACAGCGGCCACGGCCACCCGGCAUCCCCACCUCGGGCAUCUCCACAACGCGGUACAGAGAGACGUUCCUGGGGACAAGCCACCUCGUAUCCGCCACAGGCCCAACGCCCUUCUCCCCAGAGCACAAUCGCACCAGGAGCCGACAAUUUCAGCAACGCUGCCGCCGGAGGCAUGGCUGGUAUCGCCCUGACAGGCGCAGAACAGAACGCAGGAGAGAGCGGCCUCGACGCCAUUCACGGUCAACAACAACAACAACAACAACCACCACCACCACCACCUCAUCAACAACAACCAUACCACCAGUACGGAAACGGACGCGGAGACGGCUACGGAGAAAGGGGCAUGCUCUCCCCCGGCAGCAACUACCCGGGAGACAGAAAUUCACACGCGAGCUUGCAAGGGCUCGCCGCCGCGCCCCUCGGGUCGGGAUACUCCACUCCGGGCUCGCGAACCUCGUCUAGGAUCGGGGUCGACAUCUACACGGACGAUCCUUACCAGAAUUACUCGCGGCACCAAGACUCGGACCUGGGGGUCGUCAACCCGCACGACAUCAUCGACGACGGCGACGACGGUCUCGAAUACGGACGGUCCGCCGCGCGGACCAGCAUGCUCAGCAUCGGAUCCAAACGUGACAGCCACGGUGCCGCUGCCGUGGGCGGCGCAGGCACCGGCGGUGUCCUCGGAGGGUUGGUCGGCCGGAACGGGAGCGGCAGCGUGAGCAACCAAUACGCGCCCGUCAGCACGGCGGCGCCCGGCGACGCUGCUUCGGGCGGGUCGGGCGGCGGAGGAGGGAUAUACACCGCCGCCGCCGUCGGUGCGGCUGCCGGCGGCGAGAAGGCGGCGUUGCACAGCGCCGUCUCCAAGGGCAGCGGCCGGGGCAGGAAGUGGAAGUUCGCCAUCCUGAUCGCCCUCGCCGUCGCUAUCGUCGCCGGCGUCGUCCUGGGCAUCUUGUUCGGCGUCGUGCUGAGGGACGACCACAAGGGCGGCAGCAAGAGCGGCGCCGGCUCGGACGACAGUACGUCGACCGCCGAUGGCGACACCAAGGCGAACGGCGACCUCGACGCCGACUCGUCCGAGAUCCAGGCGCUCAUGAACAACCCGGACCUCCGCAAGGUCUUCCCGGGCAUGGACUACACGCCGCUCAACACGCAGUACCCCGACUGCCUCACGAACCCGCCGUCGCAGAACAACGUGACGCGCGACAUGGCGGUCCUCUCGCAGCUGACCAACGUCGUCCGGCUCUACGGCACCGACUGCAACCAGACCGAAAUGGUGAUCCACGCGGUCAACCAGCUCAAGCUCCAGGACGAGGUCAAGAUCUGGCUGGGCGUGUGGCAGGACAAGAACGAGACGACCAACGCGCGGCAGCUGAGGCAGAUGUGGAACAUACUGGACAAGUACGGCACCAGCUACUUCAAGGGCAUCAUCGUGGCCAACGAGAUCCUCUUCCGGCAGGAGAUGACCAUCACGCAGCUGGGCAGCCUGCUGGAGGAGGUGCGGCACAACCUGACGGAGCGCAAGAUGUCGCUGCCCGUGGCGACGAGCGACCUGGGCGACAACUGGACGGCCGGGCUCGCGGCGCAGAGCGACGCCAUCAUGGCCAACAUCCACCCCUUCUUCUCGGGCACCAAGGUGACCGAGGCGGCCGACUGGACCAUGUACUUCUGGGGCAACAAGACGAGCGGGUUCCUCAAGAAGGACGAGAGCAUGAACAUCAUCGCCGAGACGGGCUGGCCGUCGAGCGGCGGCACCAACUGCGGCAGCGACUACGUGACCGAAUGCCCGGACGGCGCCGUCGCCGGCAUCGACGAGAUGAACCGCUUCCUCGAGGACUGGGUCUGCCGCGCGCUCGAGGACGGGACCGAGUACUUCUGGUUCGAGGCCUUCGACGAGCCCUGGAAGAUUCGCUUCAACGAGCCCGGCAAGGAGUGGGAGGACAAGUGGGGCCUCCUCACGGUCGACCGGAAGCUCAAGGACGGCCUCAAGAUCCCGGACUGCGGGGGGAAGCGGGUGUCGUCGUCGUAGCAAAUAACCUUUUUUUUUGGUCGAGUUGUUUUUUUUUUCUCUGUUUCUAUUUCCUUUUCUCCCUGUCUACUUCUUGGGUACUCUCGAAGUCUUGUCGCCUUGUUGCAUCAUGUUGUAGUUCCGUCAGGGAUGCGGAUACCCUACCCUGUCUUUGUUUUAAUCGUUGCUUAGGGGAUGUUGUUUGUAUGUACGUAUUG